Messenger RNA from Rhizophagus irregularis DAOM 181602=DAOM 197198, 716 nucleotides. RefSeq lists its product as uncharacterized. Gene Ontology annotation, cellular component: Swi5-Sfr1 complex; Swi5-Swi2 complex. The record is from RefSeq and is a predicted model, not a curated record. Gene Ontology annotation, biological process: double-strand break repair via homologous recombination. Lineage: Eukaryota; Fungi; Glomeromycota; Glomeromycetes; Glomerales; Glomeraceae.
AAUUUGGUCAGUUAAAUGUUUAUUUGUUUAAUUUAAAUAAAUGUUAUAUCGUAAAACACCAAAAAAAAAUUAGUAUGAAUGAUAUAAAAGGGAAGGAAAAGGCCUUAAAAUAUAUAAAACAAGAAGGGAAUACGCGACCGGUUUCAUUUUACGAACUUAAUAGUCAAAUGCAUGGAAAUAGUAAUAUUCAUAGUAUUCUUCAAGAGCUGGUCACCGAAGAUUUCAUACUAGAACAAAAGAUUGAAAUAAAUGGGCUUUCAUUGGAUAUACCAUUAGAUACCGUAACUUUAUAUUUUAACAAGAUCAAGAGUAAUAAGGAUAAAGUAUCGGCACCGACUUUAAGAAGCAGUGUUCUAGAAGAAUCAUGUUUACAAACAAGUUCUAAAUCAGUUAAAUCAGUUGAACCUAACUCCCAGAUUCAAUCGCUUAAAAAUCAACUUCUUGAAUUGAAUAAUUAUGAAAUAGAUUUGAAAAAAAAAUUGCAAAAUAAUUUGGACGUACAAAAGACGUUGAAUGAUCAUUACCGACAACUACACGAAUAUAAUGAAAUAAAAGAUAUAGGACAAAUGUUGCUUGGUAAAUGUGCUGAAAUUGAAGGAACAACAACAAAGGAAAUGUAUAAUAAGUUUGAAGUUGAACUAAAUGAUUAAAAAAAAAUAAACAAUAGCUUUCUAUGAUUCUUCAUCAAAAUCUAAAAUAGCAAUUGUCCCACUCAA